This is a messenger RNA of Adineta steineri, 795 nucleotides long. The record is from the annotation of a GenBank genome assembly. NCBI's taxonomy places the organism in Eukaryota, Metazoa, Rotifera, Eurotatoria, Adinetida, Adinetidae.
AUGACCAGUGUAUUCAAUCCAUUUGCUUCACAUUAUGAUGCCAUUAAUGAUAAAGAUGAUUUUAAUAUUGGAAUUACAGAUAGAAAGAAUACAGUUGCUCCAUUAGAAACAGAAGCUGAACGAAAUAUUCGUACACGUACUGUUACACCAGUUGUUACUGGUUCAUCUGUUGCAGCUUUUAUAUUCAAUGGUGGUGUUAUUUUAGCUGCUGAUGUACUUGGUUCAUAUGGUUCUUUAGCGAAAUAUCGUAAUUUACCACGUAUUCAUCAAGUAAAUGAUCAAACAGUUAUGGCACUUAGCGGUGAUUUAUCUGAUGCUGAUUAUAUUAAAGAAUCUAUUGAUGCUAAAGUUGAUGAAGAUAUCGUUCAAGAAGAUGGAAGUGAAAUGACACCAGUAGCUCUUCAUGCUUGGUGUACUCGACUUUUGUAUCAUCGACGAACAAAAUUAAAUCCAUUAUUAACAAGUGUUAUAGUUGCUGGUCUUGAAAAUAAUGAACCAUUCCUUGGACGUGUUAAUGAUAAAGGUUCAGCUUAUAAAGAAUUUUUAAUUAUGACUGGUAUUGGUAAUCAUUUAGCUCUUGGUUGGGUUCGAACAAUUCUUGAAAAUUCAGCUCAAUUAAAUAAAGAUCAAGCUGAACAAUUAAUGGAUCGUAUCAUUAAACAACUUUACUAUCGUGAUUGUCGUGGAUUUGCUCGUUAUCGUGUUUGUAUUGUAACCAAAGAUGGUGUUGAAUUCAAAGCUAAAGAAGUUCAACCUGAUUGGAGUUUAGCACCAGCAUUACGCAACACAGAAUAA